AUGACGACACAGGAGCUUGCGAUGGAAGGAGAAAAGCAUUUGGAAGAAACUAUUGAAUCGGCUUUUCAGAUUAUUUCCGCCAUGAACGAUGAGCUCUGCAAUCCUUCCCUGUGGUCUAAAUCACCCACCGCGAGUUCCGCCUCUCAGACGACGGCGACGGGUUCCAACGGCGCAGCUCUCGUUUCCGCCGACGGGACUGCGAUUGAUGGUCCACCGCAUCAUUCUGAAUCCGGUGGUGGCGGUGGCGGUGGCGGAAAUAGCGCUUUGGAUGAGGCUGGUCUUCGCUAUAAGAACUCCAUGACUUCUCUUCGUGCUGUUCUUGCUUCGAUUCCAAAUUCGCAGAAGGCAAAAGCAUUUGAAACGGAAAAUGGUGUAGAAACUCCUGAAAGUGAAGAAGAAAUCGAAAAGUUGGAGGAGCAAGCCUUAAGUCUCAGAAAGGAGAUUGCAAAGAAGAAUGUUCAUGUCAAAGAACUUAUCGACAAAUUUCGAGAACUUAUAGCAGAUAUCUCUACAUGGCAAAGCCCUUGUUCUGUUUGA
Molecule: messenger RNA, 537 nt
Organism: Arabis nemorensis
Lineage: Eukaryota; Viridiplantae; Streptophyta; Magnoliopsida; Brassicales; Brassicaceae
Source: the annotation of a GenBank genome assembly